GUCAGGAGAGCACGUUUUGGGGGGAAAUAACGGCCACUUUAAUAGUUUCCCUCCAACCCAAAAAUCAAACGGCUCUCAACGCCUCGAUCUUUCUCUCUCCAAAUCACGGAAGAUUUUCUAACGGACACCUUUCAAGGUGUUGAAAUAGUCCCUAUCUUCUGGCAGGCGCUGGACGGUUGAUUUCAAAAAUAAAAUUGAAACCCCUGUCUCUUCUUGAUUCCACUACAUUCCACAAUCACUAUAAAAAAAAUAUCUGCUAAUAUUCUUGAAAAUCAUGCCAAGUUUCUAUAAACAUUUAGAAGGCGAGGUUUGUGAUAUCAAGAAAGUUGGGGGAGUUGAGUUUAAUUUACCCAAAAUGUGGGUGAGGGGGAGUAUUAGGGAGAGAUCAUAAAUUUCGUAUCCGGUGCAUUCUUGCAUAGCUUAGAAGGGUUUCCAGCUCUUGCAGGCAACAGUCGCAGGUUUUGCAACCUCAGAUUGUUAGUUGCAGGCUGGUCUGCCGAAUCAGGGAGCACCCAAUUGUUCUUUAGCUUUUCUUUCCCUUCUAGGUGCUGAAUUAAGAUUUGGAUUGGCAAAGAAGGGAAAGAAAGCAUAAUUUUGAAGGCAUUUGAGUUUUCCUUGAUCGUUUAAGUUUGGAAUUCCACGAUGAGCGUUGUUUCGGGUGUGAUUUCUCGGAAAGUGUUGCCGGCAUGUGGUAAUCUUUGUUUCUUAUGCCCUGCUAUGCGGCCAAGGUCUCGGCAGCCUCUGAAGCGGUAUAAGAAGCUCAUAUCAGAUAUUUUUCCUCGGGGACAGGAUGAAGAACCAAAUGAUCGGAAGAUUGGGAAACUGUGUGAAUAUGCUGCAAAAAAUCCUUUGCGUAUCCCAAAGAUCACAAAUUCUCUUGAGCAAAGGUGCUACAAGGAGUUGAGAAGUGAGAAUUUUCGGUCUGCAAAAGUUGUCAUGUGCAUUUACAGGAAAUUUUUAGUUUCUUGUAAGGAGCAAAUGCCUCUUUUUGCAAGUAGCUUACUAAGUAUCAUACACACUUUGCUGGAUCAAGCACGACAAGAUGAAAUGCAAAUUAUUGGAUGCCAGACACUGUUUGACUUUGUAAAUAAUCAGAGGGAUGGGACUUAUAUGUGUAACUUAGAAGGAUUCAUACCAAAACUCUGUCAGCUAGCCCAAGAAGUGGGGGAAGAUGAAAGGGCACAGCAUUUACGUUCAGCUGGGUUGCAUGCACUUUCUUCAAUGGUAUGGUUUAUGGGUGAACACUCUCAUAUUUCAGCCAAGAUUGACAAUGUAGUUUCUGUCAUUUUGGAAAAUUACCUCAAUGUUAACAAACCAGGUGCCCAGAAUCGAUGGGUGCAAGAAGUACUUAAAGUUGAGGGUCAUGUUUCUCCUUCACCAGAGGUCACAAUGAGGGUCCUGUCUUGGAAUACGAUUGUCAAUGAGAAAGGCGAAGUAAAUGUGUCAACGGAAGAUGCCAAAAAUCCCUGCUUUUGGUCCAGGGUUUGCCUUCAUAACAUGGCCUUGCUGGCCAAGGAAUCUACAACCAAAAGGCGGAUUCUGGAGUCCUUGUUCCUUUACUUUGAUGAUGGAAAUUUAUGGUCUCCUGAAAAUGGGCUAGCUUUUCCAGUCCUUAAGGAUAUGCAGUUUUUGGGGGAGAAUUCUGGGCAAAAUACACACUUUUUGCUUUCCUUAUUAGUUAAACAUCUUGAUCACAAAAAUGUCCUUAAACAACCCAGCAUGCAGCUUGAUAUUGUUGAGGUCACCACCUCUCUUGCUCGACAUGCAAAGGUUGAGUCUUCUGUAGCAAUAAUUGGUGCUGUUAGUGAUGUUAUGCGGCAUUUGAGGAAAAGCAUACACUGUUCAAUUGAUGAUGAAAAUCUGGGAGCUGACAUAAUUAAAUGGAACAGGAAAUUUCAAGAAACUGUGGAUGAGUGCCUUGUGCAGUUGUCGUACAAGGUUGGAGAGGCAGGUCCAAUUCUUGAUGUUAUGGCUGCAAUGAUGGAGAACAUCUCAACUAUUACUGUCAUAGCCAGAACUACAAUUGCUGCUGUUUAUCGUACUGCCCAAAUUGUAGCAUCUAUACCAAAUUUGUGUUACCCAAACAAGGCAUUCCCUGAGGCUUUGUUUCAUCAGUUACUCCCAGCCAUGGUCCAUCCAGACCAUGAAACACGAGUUGGAGCUCACCGCAUCUUUUCUGUUGUCCUGGUGCCGUUUUCAGUUUGCCCUCGUCCUUGUCCAAUCACCCCUGAGUUGAAAAAGGCCUCAGAUCUUCCAAGGAUGCUUUCAAGAACUGUCUCUGUGUUUUCUUCCUCAGCUGCCCUUUUUGAGAAGCUGAGGAAGGAAAAAUCUUUCUCAAACGAAAAUAUCUGUCAAGAGAACAAAGAGGAUGAACUGAAGAACAACAAUGCUGGAAUUCUGAAUAGAAUGAAGUCAUCAUUUAGCCGAGCAUAUAGUUUGAAAAGUUCAGCCAUGUCUUUAACAACUGAUGCAAAUUUCACGAGCAAUUCAAACAAUGAAUUGGAGGCAGUUUCGCUGAGGCUGAGCAGCCGGCAGAUUGCGCUUCUUCUUUCAUCAAUUUGGGCACAGUCCAUUUCCCCUGCAAAUAUGCCUGAGAACUAUGAAGCAAUUGCUCAUACAUAUAGCCUGGUAUUACUGUUCUCUCGAGCUAAGAACUCCAUCCAUGAAGUUCUAGUUCGAAGUUUUCAGCUAGCAUUUUCCUUGCGAAGCAUUUCUCUUGUGGAUGGAGGGCCUUUGCCACCAGCACGUCGCAGAUCCCUCUUUACCUUGGCGAUAUCUAUGAUUGUCUUUUCAUCAAAGGCCUACGAUAUUCUUCCUCUUGUUCCUUGUGCUAAGGCAGCACUUUUGGACAGAAUGGUUGAUCCAUUUUUGCACUUGGUUCAAGAUAAUAAAUUGCAGGCUGUUAACUCUGGAUCUGACUGUGCUUCAAAAGUUUAUGGAUCUAAAGAAGAUGAUGAAUGUGCUCUAAAAGCUCUUUCACAAAUAAAAAUAGCUGAGGAACAAACUAGGGAAUCAUUUGCUACCAUAAUUGUGAAGAGUCUGGAAAACCUGUCAGAGUCUGAGUCAUCCAUACUAAGGGAGCAGUUAGUGCAUGAAUUUUUACCUGAUGAUGUAUAUUUAUGGGGAACCCAAAUGUUGCUGGAUGCUACACGACUUGAUUUCAAAUCUAAUGAAUCUCCUGAGGAGGCUGCUGCAAUUUCUGCAACAGAUGAUGAUGCCUUUCUAGAUUUGUAUGACAGUCAAACCAAACAUGAUUUGCAGUUGUCUGUGCAAAACCCCAAUCUUUUGGGCAUCAAUCAACUUCUAGAAUCAGUCUUGGAGACAGCACAUGAAGUUAGACGAUUCUCUGUCUCAACUGCACCUGAUGUGUCUUACAAGGAAAUGACCGGUCACUGUGAAGCACUUCUGAUGGGAAAGCAGCAGAAGAUGUCUAAUCUGAUCAGCACCCAACAAAAACAAGGAAGUUUGAUGAACUUCUCUUCUCAAAAUCAUGAUGAUGAGGCUAAGAAGAUGAUCACUCAUUGCUAUGAUGUAAGAAAUCCUUUCAGUGAUCAGAACUUUGCAGCCAAUUUGCACAAGCCACCCAUUGAGCCUGCUCCAAUACACUCUGCCACUGAGUACCUGCACCACCCCCACUUCUUCAAGCUACCAGCAUCAAGUCCAUACGAUAACUUUCUCAAAGCUGCUGGCUGCUGAUCCAGCAGAAGUAUGAAAACCACACAUCUCCUUGAGCUCAAGUAUUUCAGUUGAUACCAGGCUCUAAAAUUUCACAGCCACUGUUUCCCAUAACCUGCAUACCCCUGCUUGGGGCUUUGCAGGAGCGGCAUUCCAGUUUUGUGAUUGAGAUUGUUCUGUGUUGUUCAUUCAGGAACAACAAUCAUCAUUGUGGCUGAGAUCGGUUGAAUUGAUUACUUCUUCAUAUUCAAUUCUUUUCUUCUUUCAUUUUUCUUUUUCACCCUGUAGUAUUGAUUGAUUCCCGGCUUCAUGGGGGUGAGGAUUUCCAGCUUUACUUCCUCUAAGAAGACCGGAUUUGAUUUGUAAUAGAAAUAUUUGUUUUCACUGAAUUUUACUUAUAUUCCAUCACUGUGAUGAAGGUGCUUGUAUACUACAGGCUUGUCACGUUUUCAUAUUCUUUUGAAUUAAUAUACCAGACCCAUUUAAUAA
Messenger RNA from Vitis riparia (riverbank grape), 4164 nucleotides. RefSeq names its product protein SEMI-ROLLED LEAF 2. The transcript is spliced from 20 exons. NCBI's taxonomy places the organism in Eukaryota, Viridiplantae, Streptophyta, Magnoliopsida, Vitales, Vitaceae. Bases 643 to 3696 code for a protein of 1017 amino acids. The record is from RefSeq and is a predicted model, not a curated record.